This is a messenger RNA of Nanorana parkeri, 1799 nucleotides long. RefSeq names its product FK506 binding protein 8 (gene FKBP8). The transcript has 9 exons. The record is from RefSeq and is a predicted model, not a curated record. Lineage: Eukaryota; Metazoa; Chordata; Amphibia; Anura; Dicroglossidae. Gene Ontology annotation, molecular function: protein binding; peptidyl-prolyl cis-trans isomerase activity. Bases 93 to 1358 code for a protein of 421 amino acids.
GAAGUGCUCCUGGAUCCAGGUGGAAGCAGCUGUGGGGCCAGGGAAGGAGAGAAGACCGUGCACGGUUUCAUCCUCAUAUCUUCAUCCAGAGGAUGGCCUCUGCAGAUGAACUACACUGCAAUGUAGAUGAUUCACCAACACAUGAUGAUGGAUCUGACAGUGCACAGUUUUCUGAAAAUGAGUCAAAAACAAGAGCCAGGACAUCCCUUCUGGACAGCACUGAAGAGUUUGAAAUAAUUGACAGUACUGGGGAAGAUGAUGAUGAUGAUGAUGAUGAUGAUCUGAGUGAUCUCCCACUAUUGGAAACUGUUGAGGGCCAGGAAAAGGAGAAAACUCAGAAUGAUGAAAAAGAGGAAAAGUCCCAUGACGUACUUGAAAAUGGACCAGAAGAAGAUUGGGUAGAUGUUUUAGGUAAUGGGGCCCUGAGAAAGAAAGUUCUAAUCAAGGGUCAGGGAGUGGAGAGCAGACCAAAGAAAGGGCAAGAUGUCACAGUGAAGCUGACGACUAGUCUGAAGAAUGGCAGUGUCGUCGAGGAACAUGUCAACUAUGCUUUUACUCUGGGAGAUGGUGAUGUCAUGCAGAGCAUGGACCUGUGUGUGCAGCUCAUGGAACUUGGAGAGACUGCGUUAAUUGAGGCAGAUGCUAAAUAUUGCUAUGGAAAGCAAGGAAGGGAUCCAGAUAUUCCACCCAAUGCAGAUCUUCUUCUUGAGGUGUCCCUUCUUGAAGUGAAGGAUGAGCCAGACCUGGAACUACUUACUGGACAGCAGAAGCUGGAUUUGGCCAACAAGAAGAGGGAACGUGGAAACUACUACUAUCAGCAAGCAGAUUAUGUAUUUGCAAUAAAUUCCUAUGACAUAGCCCUGAAGAUUGUGAAUUCCAGCUCUAAAGUGGACUUUACAUCUGAAGAGGAAGCUGAAUUACUAGAUGUCAAGAUGAAGUGUCUGAACAACCUGGCUGCUUCUCAGCUUAAACUUGAUCACUUUGAGGCUGCCUUAAAGUCUUGUAAUAUGGUCUUGGAGCAACAACCUGAAAAUAUCAAGGCUUUAUUUAGAAAAGGAAAGGUAUUGGCCCAGCAAGGAGAGUACAGUGAUGCUAUAGCCAUCUUAAGAAAAGCACUGAAACUUGAACCUUCAAACAAGACAAUCCAUGCUGAGCUCUCCAAGCUAGUGAAGAAGCACUCUGAACAGAAGAAUGUAGAAACUGCCAUGUACAAGAAGAUGCUGGGAAAUGUGUCCAGCUCCACCACCAAGGCAUCCUCAAAGUCUUCUUGGUCUAUCUCCUGGAAGUGGCUUUUUGGGGCAACAGCUAUAGCAAUAGGAGGUGUAGCCCUUUCAGUUGUAAUAGCGGCCCGCAAUUAAGCAAACGUAAUGUCGUCAUGAGGAUGGAAGCCAUUUUGUGAGAAGAUCUAAAGGAAUCAGCAAUUCUCACUCUACCCUGAAAGAAUUUCUGUCCAAGUGCAGUGUACAAUCUGAAAGAUAUCAUAUGUAAUAUUCAUAUAUAUAUUUUCUUAACAAACGGACUCACGUUUUCCCUUCAAUUACUGUGAAAAGGAGCAUUGUUUUAUGGAAUAAGAUAGAAGCGAAAAGAAGGCACGUAAAGUUGGCUGCUGUUUAAACUUUUAUUAUCGAUUCUGUUGUGCGCACUGUAAUACUACAAUGGACGGAGACUGCUAUUUUCAGACUGGUAUCUGAACCCUAAAUCGUAUUUAUGUUAACCUCAUAUUUUGUCAAAUGCAUAUUCCAAAAAUAUGUGCAAGUAUCUCUUCAGCUAAUGACCUUUUUGUUCUCCUAUUACCUACU